GACAGGAACAUCUUCAGGGUGGAGAGACAGCUGGAAUAGAGGUGGGAAAGUCCAGAUGGAAGCUUAACUCAGAGAAGAGUGAGCAGUGGCUGGUUCAGAGAUUUCUUCAAAAGGGGAUUCUGGGUAACAACUCAUCAGCGAGAAGCUGAGACAGACCAUUAGAUUAGAAUUAAGAAGAAAGAUAGGAAAGAGUAGAACAUUUUCCUGAAUGAGAACAAAGAGAGAAAAGAUUUCAAUCCCAUGGAAAAUUGAGCCAAUCAAGCAUCUCUCUGGAAGUAAAAUUAUAAAAUGAUAACAAUCAACAACCAAACAACAACAACGAAGUACUUUAAGUUUUAAGAGGUUACAAGUUUGAUCCUCAAUAAGUUAUUAACUUCUCAAGAGAAAGUAUGAUAAUGUAGAAAGUGUACUGGACUUCAGUUAAGAAGAUGAAUACAUGAAAUUUGUCUCCAGUAGUGAUUUCCUAUAUGAUCUAAGUUAAAUUACAGCACUCCAGCAGGAUGGGCAACUUGUCAAUCAUCACAGAAUUCCUCCUCAUGGAGUUUUCCAGCACACGGGAGCUGCAGGUCUUACACGCUGUAUUGUUCCUGCUGAUUUACUUGGCAGCCAUCCUGGGGAAUCUUCUCACCUGUGCUGCAAUUAUCACUGACCCACACCUUCACUGUCCAAUGUAUUUUUUCCUGAGUAACUUAUCCCUGCUGGAUAUUGGAACCAUCUCCGUCACACUUCCUAAAUUCAUUGUGAAUUCCUUGUGUGGUGUUCAGUCCCUGUCCCUCCUGGGAUGUGCUGCCCAGAUGUUCUUCUUUCUCUUUUUUGCAGCCACAGAGUUUGCUUUGCUGGUGGCCAUGUCCUAUGACCGCUUUGUGGCCAUCUGCCAGCCCCUCCACUAUGGCAUCAUCAUGACUCCAGCACGCUGUCUCUGGGCAGCAGCUGGCUCGUGGCUCAGUGGGCUUCUUUAUUCAGCUGUACACACAGGGAACAUGUUCCGCCUGCCCUUCUCAGGAUCCAAUGUGAUCCACCAGUUUUUCUGUGACAUCCCUCAUGUCUUGAAAGUCUCGACCUCUGAUGUGUUUAAUACUGAGUUUAUAUUAAUUGUUCUAAGCUUGUGUUGUUUGUCAUGCUGCUUUGUUUUUUUAAUUGCAUCUUAUGCUCGCAUCUUCUCCAGUGUGCUCAAGAUUCCUUCUGUGGAAGGACGCUACAAGGCCAUUUCCACAUGUUCCCCUCAACUGAUAAUCCUCAUGUUAUUUCUCAUUUCUAUAAUGAUUGCUGUCCUCAGGGACACAUCAGACACAUUCCCUAUUCAAAACCUUUUAGUUGCAAUGGCUUAUACAACAAUACCUCCCCUGCUGAACCCUCUCAUUUAUAGUCUAAGGAACCAAAAGGUCACAGCUGCCAUGGCCAAGAUGAUCAAAAGGAUAGUUUUCCCCCACACUUCCUUGAAAUAUUAAAAAGUUGAAAAGUAUACAUUUAGGUUGUCAAAUGUGCAAGGUGAUACAUUAGGUAAUUUAGAAAAGACACCAAAAAACAGCAUCCUCUAGGAAAAUGCCUCAUUAGGGGAAAUAUUACAUUGGGCAGAAGGAAUCAGUCAUUUAUUUUAGCAUAAGUUGAACCACCUUCAAAAGUGCUUAUUGAGUAUAGUGGAAUAAUCUUGACACUAACCCAUUGUCUCUGGGCAACAUUGCCCUCAGAGGAAUGGAUGGAACACUCAUUGAUCCCCUGAGGGACCAGUAGAUUAGCUUAACCAAAAGCAGCCAUCAAGAUGGUUGUGUUGUUUCUACCCUCGAUAUGAAUCUUGUCUUGUCACUUCCAUUUCAUGUUUUUGUUUCCCUUUAUCUUUAUGAUGGUAACGAUCUUCUUUGCAUGUUGAAGACGUAUUCCUCAUUCCCAACAGAUAUAGCCAGAUAGGCACACACACAUAUACAUACACAUUCAUGUAAAAGGCAUGUGCACAUAAACACACACAUUUGCAUACACACGUGUGUUUGCCUGCUCUAGUUUUCUGGGUGGGAAUUUAAACUUUUUGUUCCUUAAUUUGCUCAUUUGUAACAUGGCAUGCUUGGCUUGAUGAUCUCUAUAUUGCCUCCAUGUACAGUUUUUAGUUAUGAUUUUGCAAAAAAAAUUUUCCUUAUACAUUAAGCUGGGAUUAAUAUUCAAUACAUGUAAUAUUAUAUGUUAUGUAUCUUUUCCCCUUAUGUUCUUAUUGCAUUUAAUUUUCUACUGCACCUAGACAAAUAAAUUCCUUAUCUCCUCUGGUAGAUUCUCUAUUCACUUUCCAGUAGCAUAUAUCUAGGGCAAGUGGUACCAAUAUUGGUUUUCUUGAAGUGAUCAUGUAUAUUUCAAUUGGCACAGUAUGAAAUUACUAUUGUACAAAAUAUGCUGAUUUGGCUUUUAGUUCACGGAUUAUGUCCCGUCUGAAACUGAAAAAUACAAACACCUCAGGGAUUAUUUAGGCUAAUUAGAACUUAGUUAAAUUUCUUGGUGACAAAGAUAUUUUCAUCUUAGCCCUUUUUUUUUAGCUAGCAUAGGUGCUUCAUAAAUUAUUGUAUAUUAAUUUCAAAUUUCUUAAGAAUUGAAGUCUUCUUCUAUUUAACUUUAUAUAUAUGCACACACACACAUAUACAUAUGUCAUUAGCACCUAACAUAACAUUUAUUUCAUGGGAGACCAUUGCCUAAAACUUGACUAAUUGGAGAAGAGAAAAAUAGAGAGGUGGGAGGGG
Sarcophilus harrisii (Tasmanian devil) is the source of this 2717-nucleotide messenger RNA. RefSeq names its product olfactory receptor 14I1-like. Gene Ontology annotation, molecular function: G protein-coupled receptor activity; odorant binding; olfactory receptor activity. Gene Ontology annotation, biological process: G protein-coupled receptor signaling pathway. Bases 501 to 1448 code for a protein of 315 amino acids. Lineage: Eukaryota; Metazoa; Chordata; Mammalia; Dasyuromorphia; Dasyuridae. The record is from RefSeq and is a predicted model, not a curated record. Gene Ontology annotation, cellular component: membrane. The transcript has 3 exons.